Messenger RNA from Amoebophrya sp. A25, 1343 nucleotides. Lineage: Eukaryota; Dinophyceae; Syndiniales; Amoebophryaceae. The record is from the annotation of a GenBank genome assembly.
AUCGCUUUUUUAAAAAAGUGGACGAACAACACAGCCGACAAGCGAGAUGACAUGUCACUACAACAUGUAAGCUACCCGGCAACUUUGCUGAACUUUAUAAGAAUAGAAUAACCAUGUAAAUAAAAAAACGGUUACCCAUUCCUGCUUCUUGAUUGUGCAUGACUGUGCGCUUCCAAGCGUGCUGCGGGGACGUCUAAUCAUGUAAUUAUGACAACAUAUACAGAGCCAGGCUACAGCUACACUACACUUACACGUCAACUGUAGUAGCUAGCAUAGAGAAUAACAAUAAGUAUAAGAUGGCAGGCUUCAGUCCCAGCAUGUUCCUGUUUGGGAACAUGAUCGCGGGUGGGGCCGCAGUCCUCUUUCGAAAUUACAUGGAUAGCGUGGAGAGCAAUUGCCAAUACUACAUGCAGGUAACUAAAUGUAAAGUUUUUCGUAGUCGUAAACGUAAUAGUAGAGACUUCGCAAGUUGUAGUAGAAGUUUUUUGCAUAAUAUUCUUUCUCAGUACUAAAAAUCUACACAUACUAACUUUUUGUCGAUGCAGCUGCGAAUUUUGUAUGAGAGAGCAUCAUUUUCUAGAGCAGGACGUAAUAAUCGAAUAAUCCUUGAUCGAAGAUAACUUUGAUGACGACUUCUCGGGUUCGUUGGCUUGGAAAAUGCAAGUCAACUACUUUGUCAGCAACAACUUACUUAGUCAACUACCCAACAACUUUUUCAGGUUGGCAAGGGUUGGCAAGGGCAGCUGGCGAACGGGAGGAGGGAGAUAGUGCAAUUCAGCCUCAUGCAACAGUGGAAUACUGCGCUCUUAGUGUUACACAAAACUUUGUGGAUGUAACAUUUAUAUUUAUUUAAUCCAAAUGCAAUUUUUUAAUCCACCAAAAACUACAAGGGGCGACUACUUCUAAAUCUACAUUAAGAUGACGGAGAUGAAAAGAAACGAAGAAUUUGCCCCUGCCCUUGCUGUCUUGCGUAAAGAGCGGUUCUCUGUUUGUUUGAAGAGCCAUCUUUUCUUUGUUCCUCACAUGGAGGUUGAUUUGGCACCAUUGAUAUUCUUGAGCUGCUAUUUGGAUCUUGAUAUUCCUGCGCAGUUGCUCUCUGACAAGAGCACGACUGACGCAAGACACCAAAGAUGUAGACUUUCUUUAUGACGCUCGUCAUAAUUCUAAUUGCAACAGUCAGUAAUUAAACCCACAGAAUGACGCAACUGCGCCCUCUCCACGUUGGAUGUGUGUUCGCCCUCUUCUACUUCGUCCGGACAGAAUGCAGUCGCGCGCUCCAGUUGUUCGUCUUCUCUGUUAUUCGAGAAGCACAUGCUGUUUUUGGACGACCUAGUCAACCCGUG